Aureobasidium vineae is the source of this 927-nucleotide messenger RNA. The record is from the annotation of a GenBank genome assembly. Lineage: Eukaryota; Fungi; Ascomycota; Dothideomycetes; Dothideales; Saccotheciaceae.
AUGGCCGUUCAAUCUAGAGUCGCAGCAGUCACGGGCGCCAACAAGGGCAUUGGUCUCGCCAUUGGUGUGUCACUCCCACUCGCUGCCUCCUUCUCGAUGCUGAUAGGCGCACANGUGCGCAACCUGGCCCUCACAUACCCAUCGUCACCUCUCCGCAGCGGACCCCUCCUCAUCUACCUUUGCGCACGCUCUGCAUCCCGAGGCGCCGAAGCCGUCAAGACCCUCCAGAACGAUCCCCAGCUCAAGCAGGCAAAGGUUCUCGUCGAGGACGGCGGCGACACGACCAUCACCUUCCGCGAGUUUGAUGUCAGCGACCAGUCCAGCAUCCACGCCUUCCGCGACUUCUUGCAUACGGAACACCCCGACGGCAUCGAUGUCCUGAUCAACAAUGCCGGCAUUGCCAUGGACGGCUUCAACCCCGACGUCGUCAAGCAGACGCUCGCCACAAACUACUACGGCACCCUCGAAGCCACACAAUCCAUCCUUCCUUUGAUCCGCGACGGCGGCCGCCUCGUCAAUGUCAGCUCUAUGGCUGGUAAGCUCAACAAAUACACGCCCGAACUGCGCGACGCCUUCAUCUCAGCUUCCAAGUGUGGCGUCUCCGACUGCACAGCCCUCAUGCAAGACUUCACCAAGGCUGUCCAAGAAGGCAAAGAGAAAGAGCUCGGAUGGCCAUCUGCUGCAUACGCCGUCAGCAAGGCUGGUACAACCGCCUUCACAAAGGCCAUCGCCACCGAAGAGGACAAGAAGGGCAGAGGCGUCUUGGUCAAUGCUUGCUGCCCAGGCUACGUCAACACCGACAUGACCAAGGGCAACGGUGUCAAGACUCCCGAUCAGGGCGCAAAGACUCCCGUCAUGCUGGGUCUUGAAGAUAUCAGCGGCACGUCUGGCGGCUUCUGGCAGAGCGAGAAGAUCAUCGAGUGGUGA